GUGCUGUUGUCAAGGCAGAUGACAAUGUAGAGAAGACGGAGGAUGAGGAGAAGGGAUGGAUGAUCUUGUAUCCUGCCCCAAGGACUUAAUUGUAAGACAUGUCCUUCCUCCAUAAUACUUUUAAAGCCAUUGGGUCCUGUAAUAACUUGGGAGACUCCUGGAUUAGAGUGGAGAGAAAUAAGGGGAUAGCAGUAUCCUCAAAGGCAGGACUGGAUACAGGAGCAGUUGGAUAACCCUGGAGCUGGAAUUGCUGUAGCAACCAACAUGUUGCGUUUAUGAAAUGGCGGUUAAAAGAGGACAGAGCUGCCCAGUCCUUGUUGAACAAGCUAAUUCGCAGUAAUUUGGUUGACACAACAAAUCAAGUGGAGGUGCUGCAGAGGGAUCCCACAUCGCCUCUCUACUCCGUGAAGUCUUUUGAGGAGCUGCGACUGAAACCACAGCUCCUGCAAGGAGUCUAUGCCAUGGGCUUCAACAGACCAUCUAAGAUACAAGAGAAUGCCCUGCCCAUGAUGCUUGCUGAACCCCCACAGAACUUGAUCGCACAAUCUCAGUCCGGUACUGGCAAGACGGCUGCCUUUGUCCUGGCCAUGCUCAGUCGUGUUGAACCUGGGAACAAGUAUCCACAGUGUUUGUGCCUUUCCCCAACAUACGAGCUGGCACUUCAAACAGGAAAAGUGAUUGAACAGAUGGGAAAGUUUUAUCCAGAGCUGAAACUUGCAUAUGCUGUCCGAGGCAAUAAAUUGGAGAGAGGUCAGAAGAUCUCCGAGCAGAUUGUAAUCGGCACACCCGGCACUGUGCUGGACUGGUGUUCCAAACUGAAAUUCAUAGAUCCCAAGAAAAUCAAAGUGUUCGUCUUGGAUGAGGCUGACGUGAUGAUAGCAACCCAGGGCCAUCAGGACCAGAGCAUCCGCAUUCAGAGAAUGCUCCCCAAGGACUGCCAGAUGCUUCUGUUUUCAGCCACUUUUGAGGAUUCUGUGUGGAAGUUUGCUCAAAAAGUUGUUCCUGACCCAAACAUUAUCAAACUGAAGCGAGAGGAGGAGACACUGGACACUAUUAAGCAGUAUUACGUUCUGUGCAAUAACAGAGAUGAGAAGUUCCAGGCUCUCUGUAAUAUCUACGGCGCUAUCACCAUUGCCCAGGCCAUGAUCUUCUGCCAUACUCGGAAGACAGCUGGCUGGCUGGCGGCAGAGCUCUCAAAGGAAGGCCAUCAGGUGGCAUUACUCAGUGGGGAAAUGAUGGUGGAACAGAGAGCUGCGGUGAUAGAACGUUUCCGAGAGGGCAAAGAAAAGGUGCUGGUGACCACAAACGUCUGUGCCAGAGGGAUCGAUGUAGAGCAGGUCUCAGUUGUUAUCAAUUUUGACCUUCCUGUGGAUAAAGAUGGAAAUCCAGAUAACGAGACUUAUCUGCACCGGAUUGGACGUACAGGUCGCUUCGGCAAGCGAGGACUGGCUAUUAACAUGGUGGACAGCAAGCACAGCAUGAAUAUUCUCAACAGAAUCCAGGAACAUUUCAACAAAAAGAUAAACAAAUUGGAUACUGACGACUUGGAUGAAAUUGAGAAGAUAACUAACUGAAGUACAGCUGCUGGAACUGGUGUGUACCCUGCUGUGGAAGUUCUCCCACUACAAUUGGAUCAGCGUUCAGAUUGGCACGCCUCUCAGCUAGUCCCGAAAAGGACUCUUUAAGAUAUGAGUACACAAAAAUUACCUCAUUUUAAAAAUUGCAGUUGGACUUCAAAUUGUGCAACUAUGGGGAGGAAGAGGAAAUGUUUACAGAAGCUUUUAACAUUUCUUGGUUUAGCCUUAAAACGGGAAGAUCUUUUGAAUUCUAAGAAAUACACUUGCCAAAAAAUGGGCAGUAUGUAAUUAUCUAAAACAAAUUAAAAAAAAAAAAGCUUUAUUGCUUUUAAUUGGAAUAAAGUUCAGCAUUAACUUAAUCAGUUAAAAUUCAACAGCCGAAUAUAUAAUGGACUUACAUAAGAAAAACCCAAAAACCAAAACACAAAAAAAAAAAACAAACAAGGCAGCUGGUUUUUGGCUAAAUACUCAACUUGUACAAAAUAGAAUGUCAUUCUCUUUGGCGCUCCCCUGAGCUCUUUAAGACUCAUUUCUGGCUUCCUGAUGGAUUUGCCCUGCUUUUCCUUACGUAAAUUGUCCUAAGGAUGUCUCCAGUAGCUCAUACUCGCAAACACAGGUGCCGUGUUGCUUUUGCUGGGCGGUAUUUUCUUUUAAUUUGUCCUUGAUUUGUUAGAAUGGCCACUAUACGUAAAGCGGUGCGGUGGUGACAGUGCUUAAGUAUGUACUCUAGAAGUUCAUCUGAAGCGUUUAACCUCGCCAAGGUGUAGGUGGUUUGGGUGGGGAGGGAGGGGCAGUAUGAAGGGAACUGUACUAAUUAAUUUUUUGAAUAAACUCACCUCCAUAAAAUGCUAAUGACUGUUGGGAGUGGGGUUUGGUCACCUUUAGGCAGGUGGUGCCAGUUCUAAGAUGCUGCUGUGAAGCUCCGCGUGAAUAAUGUACAGAGCUGCUGGGCUUCACCGAUCAGUAAUAGGGGUAAAAGAAAAAAAUCAUGAUAGCUUGUAUUGACCAAAAAAAAAUACCUUUAGAACACCAAAUUUAGCUGUUACAGUAUGUUUCAGUACCAGAGUUUUGAGUUAAAUUGCUCAGCCAAAUUGCAGACGGGAAGCGCUCCACUUUCAUUGUGCUCGUAGUGCAAAACAGGUCAUCGGUCCCUCGCCCCAGGGUGAUCCUUGCCGGAGAAGGAAUGAUUUGCAACUCCUGUGCUCGGGCUUUCAGUUCAGUCGGGACCAUUCUCAUGCGCACAGCUGAAAACCUGUGGGUUGUUCCCCCAGCCCGGUUUCCAGGAGAAGGAGGCUCCUGAACUAGAACUUAGGGUGCACAGCUCUUUUUGGGGAAAAUGGGACAUGCGUGAGCAGCCAUCAGCCUGCUACUCGGUGCAGGAAUCACUUCAAAACAAAUGUAUAAAUUGUAAAUUUAACUAGGAAUUUUCUUUGCAAUUUUGGCCAUCAUAUUCUGUUCAAAGACAGGAACAUGGAUCCUUUUACCAAGUAAAAAAAGGCUCAUUUAAAAUGUACCUAAAAUUUUAGGAAAUUGUGCACCCUUUUAUCAAUUUGUAUAAAGGCUUUAGUGAAAAAAAAAAACAACUGUUAAAAUUAAACUUUUUGUAUUCUGGGGUGUAUCUAUUUUUAUUCUGUUGGAAACCUAUUUAAAGUGGCAGGUGAGUGAGUGCUUGCGUGUCGAGUGGAAGACUUGUUUCAAUCACCUACUUUAAUAGUACAGCUGAAUGACCUCGUGACAGCAGAGUAUUGGGUUGAAUUGUCAUGAAAGCUGCUGCUGGUCCUGUGUGCUGUUUCUAAUGUACUUUUAAUUGGAAUAAAGAACACAUACUGAA
Molecule: messenger RNA, 3408 nt
Organism: Aquila chrysaetos chrysaetos
Lineage: Eukaryota; Metazoa; Chordata; Aves; Accipitriformes; Accipitridae
Product: ATP-dependent RNA helicase DDX19B
Exons: 11
Coding region: 276-1574 (432 amino acids)
Biological process (GO): poly(A)+ mRNA export from nucleus
Cellular component (GO): cytoplasmic stress granule; nucleus
Molecular function (GO): RNA helicase activity; ATP binding; RNA binding
Source: RefSeq, a predicted model, not a curated record